Molecule: messenger RNA, 4737 nt
Organism: Lytechinus variegatus (green sea urchin)
Lineage: Eukaryota; Metazoa; Echinodermata; Echinoidea; Temnopleuroida; Toxopneustidae
Product: acyl-CoA 6-desaturase-like
Exons: 13
Coding region: 115-1476 (453 amino acids)
Biological process (GO): lipid metabolic process
Cellular component (GO): membrane
Molecular function (GO): oxidoreductase activity, acting on paired donors, with oxidation of a pair of donors resulting in the reduction of molecular oxygen to two molecules of water
Source: RefSeq, a predicted model, not a curated record
CGCAUGUUCGAUACUGUAGUGCAUAACUGUAAUAAUCGUUGUCAGCUGCCGCUAGCUCGUGUGAGUGACCCUUAAUCAAUUUCGGGAAUUUAGUUGUUUUCCGUAGCGUGAAAGAUGGGUCUGGGAAGGAACCAAGCCAAUGGAGAGGUACAGGGUGCCGUGCACAAGCCCAGGAGGUUUGUGGGUGAUGUCACCUGGGAUGAGGUGAAGAAGCACGAUGGCAAGACCGUGAAGGAGAAGUGGCUGGUAGUUGAUAACCAGGUCUAUGACAUCACACAGUGGAGCAAGAGGCAUCCGGGAGGGUUUAAAGUCAUCACACACUAUGCUGGACAGGACGGAUCCGAAGCAUUUACAGCUUUUCACAAUGAUGAACAAUAUGUGAGGAAGUUCAUGAAGUCUAUCCAUAUUGGACAGAUUGCCAAAGAUCAAAUUGAGCAAAAAGAAGUUGUAAAAGACUUUGCUGAGCUACGAGAAACUGCUGAGAAAAUGGGUCUUUUCAAUGCCAAUUUCCUCUUCUUCUUCCUUCAUAUGAGUCAUAUCAUCGGCUUGGAGAUCUUGUCUUACAUUGUCAUGAGGACAUUUGGAGUAACGUGGUUGACGUUUAUCACAUGUGUAAUUAUGCACGGUACACUUCAGGCACAGGUAGGAUGGUUUCAACAUGAUCUUGGUCACCUGUCAUGCUUCAAGUCAUCAAAGUGGAACCAUGCCUUGCACUUUAUCUUCAUGUCUACAGUCAAGGGUGCAUCAGCUAAAUGGUGGAAUCACAUGCACUAUCAGCAUCAUGCAAAGCCUAAUGUGAUGAACAAAGAUCCAGAUGUUCGUCUUGAAAAGCUCUUUGUUGUUGGAGAGAAGAUGCCUGUGAUGGUCGCUGAGAGUGGCCAGUCGUCGAUGCCAUACAAUCAUCAACACAAGUAUUUCUUCCUGAUUGGACCUCCUUUGCUGUUUCCUGUAUACUUCCAAUUCAUGAUUUAUCGUCACAUGAUAAAGCAGAGAGAAUGGACAGACCUGUUCUGCAACGUCUUAUACUAUGCCAGGUUUCUAUACCUCUAUAUACCUCUCAUGACAUGGUGGCAACUUCUUCUCUUCUAUGAAUCCUUCAGAGUAAUGGAAAGUAUUUGGUUUACCUGGGUAUCUCAAUCUAACCACAUACCCAUGGAGAUCGAUGAAGAUGCAGCACUCCCAUGGCUAGAGCUACAGCUCCGUGCCACCUGUAACCUUGAACAAAGUUUCUUCAAUGACUGGUUCACUGGACAUCUUAAUUUCCAGAUUGAGCAUCAUUUGUUUCCAACGAUGCCAAGACACAACUAUCAUAAAAUUGCACCGCUGGUGAAGACUCUGUGCAAAAAGCAUGGUAUUGAGUACAAGUCCAAGACAUUGCUACAGGGCUUUGCUGAUAUAGUCCGGUCUCUCAAAUCUUCUGGUGAGAUUUGGUAUGAUGCCUACUACCAUCUUCAAGAUCAAUAUCCUGAUGAUUAACCCUCCACCUCUCAUCCCCAGCUUACCCUGGAUGGCUCACUCUACUACAUCUGUGUAGGAUGGCAUCGAAUGUGUUGACUUGCAUGAUAAAGAUACCUAAACCUUGUAGGUAGUUGCUGUAAUUGAGUAAAAAUGUGUAUUUUUUUUAAAUGUUGUACUAAUCACUACGUAUUGCUUUUAUUUAUGUAUAAAUCCCUCUGCACACUAUGAGGCCUCUUUCCAAAUUAUCAAGUGAUUUAGGAAGAUAUUUGUUUCUUCAUCAAAUGUUCGAUAAGGAUAGAGGUGUGUUUCCUCUUUUAUAUUGUGGUGUUAUUAUGAAUCCCUAUAUCUGAUUAUUGCAAACUUAAUUGCAAGUCAAUGAAUAUGAGCUUGGUCUCAGAAAUAUAUUUUUAUUAAAUAUAGUGUCAGAGAUAUUCUGAUGUGAAUCAAGCCAUGAUAGUGUCUAAUAGAGAGUAGUGCUUUUCCUGCUUUUGCAAGGAAAACCAAAUCCAAGUUCUUAGGAAGAGCACAGUGAUUUUAUAUCAUAAUUUGAUAUGUGAUAUGCACAAACUGCAUUAUUAUUACUCCAUGUAUUAUAAUUAUGAUUUAAAGCUGAUUAUUUUCUGUUUAUAUAUCCAAAAAGCAUCCUUGAGUUGGAUUUUCUUCUGACUUAUGGCCUCAAUCGAAUGGAAUAUUAGUCUUAUAGUAAAUCAUGUGAUGAAAUGAUGGGAUUAAAAAAAAAGGGAUUUGGCCUUGGACCUGUAACACAAAACUUAGCAACCGAUCAUAGAAUGAAAUUGUACAAUGUAUUUGCAUUGACCACUGUAAUAUCAAUCAUGGAUAUCAAUCGUAGAAUCAAUUGCUUGAUUUUGUGUUAAGGGAUCCAGGUGAUGUACAUGCCGUGUGUAGUAGACAAAAACAUCUCUUGUGCUAUGUAAUCAAGAUUAUGUUGUUUUAUAUUAAAGUUCAGUCCAUUCUUGCUUUAAUAUCUGGCUACUAUGUAUCCAGGCUCCUCUGUUUAUUUGGCCCCAUCGCCCAGUUCCAUUGUCACUCUGCGUCUAAUUCACUACAUUUUCACCUGCUUAUCUAAAUUCUAUCGUGAAAUAUUGGACUGAUGAUCCCCUUGAAAACCCUGGCAGGGUCAUUUGUAGAAAUGAUGUUCCAUGCUUCUACUCUCACACACCCUGUUACAUCAAAGAUGCAAUCAAAUUUACAAUUAAUCAUAACUGUAAGUCUAUGACAACGUAUUUAGAAACUUGCAACCGAUCGUAAGUGUCAUGUGUAUUUGUUCUGGUCCCAUCAAAACCUGGGGCUUGUAACACAAAGCUUAGCAAUCAUUAUAGAAGAAACUCUCUACGAUUCAUUGCACUGUCCACACUGUACAAGCAAUAGUGAAAAUCAAACACACGAUCAAUCGUAAACUGUUGUGUUAUCGGACCCAGAUGAGCGAGAUUGGAUUUUAUUUUCAUUUUCUAAUUUUCUAUUGUCUAUUCAAGAUCUAUUGAAUGUAAAAUUUCACAAGAAGUAAACUGCAUGUGUAAUUGGUGAUUGUUGUGUAAAUUGUAUGGUGAUUUUUGUUUUAAAAAAAAAGGUAUGGAUUGUGUACAUGCCUAUGGAAUUAAUUUUGUAUAUUUGAUCAUGUUUGUAAAUCAAGCAACUUGAUUUGUGUGUUGUAUGCAUUCUUUUUUUCUUCGAAUAGUGAAGUGAUGUCAAACCCAAAUACUAUUUGGAUUUAUUCUUCAAAUGAAGUGCCAUAAUUCACUAAGGCUUUGAGUGCUGUGAAAAUUUUGGCUUGUAAGUUUGUUUACUAAUAGUUUGUCAAAAUUGAGAAAGAUAUGCAAUCCUUUCUUAUAUAUUAAAAUCAACUGACGUACUGGUGGUACUUUCUUGAACUAUGUUUACUGUAUAUAAUAGUAUUUUACAAAUAAAUCACUUGACUGUUGCUGUAUUUGCUAUCUUCCAACUCCAGCUAGCUAGAAUGCAUGUUACGGAAUGUCAAUCAUAUAGUCAUGUUGAAUCCUUCGACAUAAGUGAAAUAGAAACAUAAAAAAGAUACCCGGAGUUGCAUUUGAUCUUACAAACUUCCAAGUCUGUACAUAUUCAAAUUGGGUGAAAUGCAAUCUGUUAUUUUUAUUUCCGUUUGUAAUAGUGACUUUAGUGAAAAAAAAUCUCUCAUAUGUAUUGUUAUUUCUCGUGCAGAGCAAUACAGCUAAAAUCAAAGAAAAAAAAGAUGUGCCACAAAGAUAUUUCAUCUUGCCCAAGGCAGUGCCAUAGCUCAGUUUUGUACCGAUGGUCUCACAAUUUGGUCACCUAGUGCCCUUUGGGAUCAAAGGCAUUUACCAUCCAAACCAGGUCCCUCGGAGAGGACCUGUCCUUUAGUUGCUUACUAACAAGCUUUCAUGUUUUCCUAGAAGUUGGUGAAAAGAUAUUAACCAAUUUAUCCAUCAUAAAUAUAAUCUGAAGAAGUGACUUGUCUAGACCCCUUGGCCAGAGAUAAUUCCAACCAACGUCACAAAAUCUGGCAAAAAUGCCAUGAAUCCUGACUUCUGACAUCACUAGGGGAUAAUAGUACCUGAUUAGUCGUAAACAGUACAAAGACUAUUUUUGACUGCUUGGGUGAAGCUUCAACCGCAUGCUUUAGAUUUUUUUUUAUAUCGCGACAUGAUUAUCAACUAAGACCUUUAUCAGAUUGUUGUGAUAAUUGUGGUAAUUUAAUAUUGCACGAAGACUGGGAUUUCUUAUCCUCCAUUUGAUCAGUAUGAUAGUAUUUCCUAUCUGCUGCAUCUCAUAUUGACAACGGGUAUCAACCAAAUAUACGGCCGUUCGAGGUUUGGUGAAACUAUCGCUCCUGUAGUAAUGCAAAUGCGACAAAUCGGGGGCUGCGCUCCUCAGAAAAAUAUCCACAUUGAGGUCAGGUCACUUCAGGGACCAACCACCUCCUCUAGGGUCUGUACAUAUUUGUUCACCACUAAUCUAUUCCAGUACACACAGCACUCCAAUAUCACAUGCUUCAAAUGCAAUCUUUCACAUGAUUACUAUACAUAUACUGCCUGCAAUAUGCAACCUGUAGAUCCUAUGGUGUUUGAGAUUUAUGCUUUGGCAAUUUUUCAUUUCCGAUUACCUGCAGAUGAUUGCAAUAGCCUUGUUAUGUUUAGGUCAUGUUGAAUUCAGAUGAUAAAAAGUUGUAAGAACUGUGAUUGAUUACCAUAUGCAGGUUUUUGGAAUUAAAUGAUGUGUAGAUAUUCCAGUUUUAGUUUUUACACUUCGAGAAAAAGUUGCAAU